Molecule: messenger RNA, 3817 nt
Organism: Pieris brassicae (large cabbage white)
Lineage: Eukaryota; Metazoa; Arthropoda; Insecta; Lepidoptera; Pieridae
Product: homeotic protein spalt-major-like
Exons: 8
Coding region: 85-3174 (1029 amino acids)
Biological process (GO): regulation of transcription by RNA polymerase II
Cellular component (GO): nucleus
Molecular function (GO): RNA polymerase II cis-regulatory region sequence-specific DNA binding; DNA-binding transcription factor activity, RNA polymerase II-specific
Source: RefSeq, a predicted model, not a curated record
UCACCAAACACCCCACACAAGGACUGUGAAGCCUCCGCAAGGAGCACUUAUCGUGUUAUCAUUCCAUAAGUUUUGUUUAUUGAUAUGAUUCAGUUUGCAACGAUUAAAUUUGGCAUCCAUCAAAAAGUGCGCAAAAAAAUUCGGCUCUUGCGUGGUGAAAGUUCGGGGUCAUGUUCUGAAGAAGAAAUUAACAAUGUUUUGCCUGAAGACCUCCGAGAUCGCCCUGAAACGCACAUGUGCCCCAGAUGUCAGGAGCAAUUCGAAAACUUUAACGAUUUCUUGUAUCACAAACGACUUUGCGAUGAAAAAGCAAUUCAAAUGGGUGAAGAGAGAAUGCACUCAGAUCCCGAAGACAUGGUUGUCUCCGGGGACGAAGAAAUGGAUAGCCCCAACAAACGAUUAGAGCAAGUAAGAAGGCAUCGUCAGGAUGCGGAAAAUAAUAAUAGCCUAGAAGAUGGAGAAGCCGAAGUACCUGAGGCUGAUGUUCCUCCUGUUGGAUUACCAUUUUCGGUAGCAGGGCAUGUGACACUGGAAGCACUUCAAAAUACGAAGGUUGCUGUAGCACAAUUUGCUGCCACAGCAAUGGCCAAUAACGCCAACAAUGAAGCUGCGUUACAUGAGCUGGCAGUAUUACAGAGUACGUUGUUCACACUGCAGCAUCAGCAAGUGUUUCAACUUCAAUUAAUAAGACAGUUGCAAAAUCAAUUAUCAUUAACGAGGAGAAAAGAUGAUCAACCACCAAGUCCACCACCGGUUGAACAAGAAGCGACCGCUCCAUCGACUCCGGUUCGAUCACCAUCACCGCCUCGUCCGCCACGGGAGCCAUCUCCUGCUGUAUCGACUCCUCCCAGUAGCCAAAGCUUGCCAUCGACCCACUCGCAUAUCACACCUAAAAUUGAACCGAUUUCCAUCCCUAAACCGCCAACCGCAUCUCCACCUAUGAUGUCACAUCCACCCUACAGCUCCAUUUCGUCAUCAUUAGCUUCUUGUAUUAUCACGAAUAAUGAUCCUCCACCGUCCCUUAAUGAACCAAAUACGCUUGAAAUGCUACAGAAGCGAGCGCAAGAAGUACUUGACAAUGCAUCACAAGGCUUAUUAGCGAAUAAUUUAGCCGACGAACUGGCGUUUAGAAAAUCUGGCAAAAUGUCACCCUAUGAUGGAAAAAGUGGAGGUAGGAAUGAACCGUUUUUCAAACACAGAUGUAGAUAUUGUGGAAAAGUAUUUGGAAGUGACUCUGCACUUCAAAUACACAUUCGGUCACAUACAGGCGAGCGACCUUUUAAAUGUAAUGUUUGUGGAUCAAGAUUUACAACAAAAGGAAACCUUAAAGUUCAUUUUCAAAGGCAUACAUCUAAGUUUCCACACGUAAAAAUGAACCCGAACCCAGUGCCAGAACACUUAGACAAAUACCACCCUCCACUUCUUGCACAACUCUCCCCGGGGCCAAUUCCAGGGAUGCCCACACAUCCUCUUCAGUUUCCUCCUGGCGCACCAGCUCCAUUUCCGCCAAGCUUGCCAUUAUACAGACCAACGCAUCAUGAUUUACUUCCACCACGCCCACUCGGUGACAAAACACUUCCUCCACACCCAUUAUUUUCAAUGAGAGAAGAGCAAGAUGCACCUGCAGAUUUAAGCAAACCUUCUGCACCCAGCCCAUCAAGAUUAACGUCUGAGAUGUUUAAGUCUGAACCACAAGAUGAUGAGAGCCAACGUGAUUCUAGUUUUGAAGAAACUGACCGAAUAUCACCUAAGCGAGAGCCAGAGGAGAAUGAACCCGUACAUGAUGCAGAACAAGAUCGAUAUCCAUCCACUUCACCCUACGAUGACUGCAGUAUGGAUUCGAAGUAUAGUAAUGAAGACCAAAUUGGAAGAGAAAGUCCUCACGUGAAGCCGGAUCCUGAUCAACCGGAAAAUCUUUCAAGUUCGGAGAGCGGGCGGAGUGCGCGAGCUUCACCGCCAUCACCGUCCCCGCCGCCGUCGGCGCUGUCUACGCCGCCAGGGCUGCCGCACCAUUCACCGCUGCCCUCGCCGCCUACACCCCUGGCUGCACUGGGCGCCCUUGGCGGAUCGCCCUUCAGCCCGCUCGGACUCGCGUUCCCUCCCGCAGUGCGUGGGAAUACAACGUGUACCAUCUGCUACAAAACCUUUGCGUGCAACUCAGCACUCGAGAUACACUACCGAAGUCACACUAAGGAGCGACCUUUCAAAUGCACUGUCUGUGACAGAGGCUUCUCUACUAAGGGCAACAUGAAGCAACAUAUGCUUACACAUAAAAUACGUGAUAUGCCACCAAGCUUCGAUAAGAAUGGAAGUAACCCAGCGAGCAGUGAAGAUGGACGGGAACCAAGUCCCGAGAGGCGAUCGUCGCCCGAUAAAAUGGAUCUAAAGCGGUCACCCCCAGUACACCCGCCACCACCCAUACAUCACCCGCCCUCUAUUGAUAUGCCACCUUUACCAAAGAGACCUACAGUGCCAAGUGCGCCUGUACACCCGCCACUCUCUGCCUCAUCGAAGCAUUUAUGUGGAGUGUGUCGCAAGAAUUUCUCAUCUUCGUCAGCUCUACAGAUUCACAUGCGGACUCAUACUGGCGACAAACCAUUCCGCUGCGCAGUCUGCCAGAAAGCUUUUACUACAAAAGGAAAUCUAAAGGUACACAUGGGAACUCACAUGUGGAGCGGAGGAGCGUCACGACGCGGGCGUCGUAUGUCCCUUGAGCUGCCACCGCGGCCCUUGCACGAGCCCCAUGAUCUACUGCGACGACCUGACCUAUUCUACCCAUAUCUCCCUGCACCCUUCCUUAACGGCAUGCAGCAAAAGCUGAAUGAAAUAUCGGUGAUACAACAGAGCGCCGGGCAGAACGGAGUAGCCGGUAAAUUCCCGGGUCUCCUUGGUUUCGGUGCGUUUGGGGCCGGUCGACCUGGUGCAGCGUCACCUUUGGAAAGGCCGCCAUCUUUGGAGAACGAUGAACGUCAAGCUGCCAUGCGGGAGUUAGCUGAACGCGGGCGGGAACUAGCUGAAAGACGGCAGAUGCGCGAAGAGAGUGAUCAUUACAGAUCUCCUGUGCACGCGCCGCCUACACCCGCGCAGCCUUCUUCCCCCGCAUCACAUCAUCCGCAUCAACAUCCUUUAGCCUCGCUACCACCACCCGCUAGAACCGAAGGUCUCACUGUCUGAACCUCGAGAUAUCGAUAAGGGGACAUUUCUCACUUUAGAGUGCAUCACUGUUUCUUAAAUAACACAGACUACAUUUGUAAAUAAACAGUCUGGAAGGUGCAUUGAAGCUACAGAAAGAAACAUGAUAACAAAACGCAAUACGACUUCAUAGACAGUGGUGCGAUCUGAGCUUAGCGUGACCCCAUUGAUCGUCGACGACCACAUUCCAAAGACCAAUAGCGGGCAAGUCAUCAACGAUCUAGUAUUCUCAAAUAUGUACAAAGAAAAAGAGUACUCAAAGUGAAGGACUGAUCUUAAAUAUAUUGUGUUAGCGUAAGACACGUAUGUGUAUCGAUGUAUUUAUAGAGUCGUUAUUCCAAGUGUUAUUACGCCAAUAGUAUUGCUAUAAGUAUGCACGAGUACGGGCCGGGGGCAAUGCGGGACUUAAGAGUCCCACUAUAUGUCAUUACUCUGUGAUAAUGCACAUAAAGAGGCUGUGUCUUUCGGACGGAGGUAUGAAAUCAGAUAUAUUAGAUGCAGUCGAAUGUGCUUCAAACAUCAAAAGUAAUUAUAAAUUAUCCCAAAAAUUAAUUAUUCAUAAAUCUAUAUCGUAAAUUGUAAAUAAAAUGUAUAAUAUUUAGUUUUGUAAGUAAAAUAGUUAAAU